AUGCCGCUGAAUGCACAAGACGUAGCCAAACGUUAUCCUAUUCACUGGCUGGUUUGGAAUAACGAGCAUGAAGAACUCAAAAACUCUUUGGAAGCUAAUAAGUUCACUAAGGAGGACCUCGAGCUCCGGGACCCCCGCGGGCGGACGCCUCUGCUGCUGGCGGUGACCCUGGGGCGCAUAGAGGCGGUGGAAGCUCUCAUAGAGGCUGGCGCCGACGUCAACUGCGAGAAGGACGGCUGGACAGCGGUACAAGAGGCCACUGCGACGGGGGAUCCCCAGAUGUUGUCGCUGGUGCUCUCUCGUCGCGACAGACAGCGCCACGCGGCGCGCUCUAGCGGAGUUCCGGAUCUCCUGCGCAGGCUAAGCCUCGCGCCCGACUUCUACGUGGAGAUGAAGUGGGAGUUCACAAGCUGGGUACCGUUGGUCUCGCGCAUCUGUCCCUUCGAUACGUACAAGGUGUACAAGCGCGGUGGCAACGUGCGCGUGGACACAACCCUCGCCGGCUUCGAUGAGAGCCACUGGCAGCGGGGCGAGAGGACCUACAUAUUCAGAGGGCAGGGCAACCGCGCCAGCCUGGUGGAGUUGGACCACACGCUGGGCACCUCUUGGUGCGAGCACAUGGAGGCCGGCGCUGACUGCGACUGGCCCCCGCCACCCCGCAGCGCCAUACAACAGCGUCUCGCGGCGCCCCUGGCCCUGAACUACCUGGACACGGACAAGAUCAGCUUCGAGCGGAACAAGAGCGGCAUCUGGGGCUGGCGGCAGGACAAGAGCGAGGCGGUGAACGGCUACGAGUGCAAGGUGUUCAGCGCGAACAACGUGGAGCUGGUGUCGAAGACGCGCAGCGAGCACCUGCCGCGCGGCGAGAAGGCGCGCGCCUCGCCCCGCGCCCCCCUCGCCGGCCUGCUGGCGCUCGCGGACCCCGACGCCCCCCACUCGCCCCUCCUCACGCCCGAACAGGUCUCUGCUUCCCCCUCCGCUAAUAUCACCCUGUCAAUCGGCUCUAACGAUCAGAUGGCUCCAAUUAUGGAGCCGAGCCACUCUAUCGAUUACAUGCCUGCUGGCGCUCGCGGACCCCGACGCCCCCCACUCGCCCCUCCUCACGCCCGAACAGCCACUCUAUCGAUUAUAUGCCUGCUGGCGCUCGCCGACCCCGACGCCCCCCACUCGCCCCUCCUCACGCCCGAACAGGAGGAGGAGCCGCGCAGCAGCAGAUCCUGUGAGAACCUGCAGCCUGUCAGCUGGUCCGAGUAUUUCGGCGACCAACCCCUCGAGAGGGAUAUCGGCCGGCCCCAAGAGGUCACCACCAAAGUGCAGAAGUUCAAAGCGACCCUAUGGCUAAGUGAGGACUACCCGCUUGAACUGCAAGAGCAGAUAAUGCCGAUCCUGGACCUCAUGACGGCGAUCUCGUCGCCCCACUUCGCGAAGCUAAAGGACUUCAUACAGAUGCAGCUGCCUUCGGGAUUCCCCGUGAAAAUUGAGAUCCCGCUGUUCCACGUGGUGAACGCGCGCGUCACGUUCGGCAACAUAUUCGCGACGGAGGCGGCCGUGGCGCACGUGGGCAGCAUCCGCGAGGGCGGCCGCCUCAGCUGCGUGGUGGACGACGCGUGCUUCGAGCUGGGCGCCGGCUACAGGGACGCCAGCGCGCCCGAGCCGCGCGCGCCCGCCGACGACGAGGACGGCCUGCUGCAGUACGCCAUCCGGCAGAGCCUCAUGGAGGCGGGCACGAGCGACGACCAGGUGGACGUGUGGGAGGCGUUGCGGGGCGCCAGACCCUCCACGCCGCAGCCGCCCCCGCCGACCUCCCUCCUCGCCGCCGAGGAGCGCCAGCUGCAGAGAGCGAUAGAGGAGUCGCUAGCGGUGUCGCGCCCGAGCGCGGUGACGCGCGAAGCGGAAGCGGACGCGGGGGCGGAGGCGGAGGCGGGGGCGGGGGCGGAGGCGGAAGCGGAAGCGGAACUGCGCGCCGCGCUGGCGCUCUCCGCGAGGGAGCACGCGGAGAUGGACCGGGCGAGGAGAGAGGAGCAACGCGCGCUCGACGAGGCCCUACGACUCUCCCUCAUCGACAAG
Molecule: messenger RNA, 2067 nt
Organism: Iphiclides podalirius (scarce swallowtail)
Lineage: Eukaryota; Metazoa; Arthropoda; Insecta; Lepidoptera; Papilionidae
Source: the annotation of a GenBank genome assembly